Messenger RNA from Dunckerocampus dactyliophorus (ringed pipefish), 3574 nucleotides. RefSeq names its product protein phosphatase 4, regulatory subunit 3B (gene ppp4r3b). Lineage: Eukaryota; Metazoa; Chordata; Actinopteri; Syngnathiformes; Syngnathidae. Gene Ontology annotation, cellular component: nucleoplasm; protein phosphatase 4 complex. Gene Ontology annotation, biological process: DNA damage response; protein dephosphorylation. Gene Ontology annotation, molecular function: protein phosphatase activator activity. The transcript is spliced from 16 exons. The record is from RefSeq and is a predicted model, not a curated record. The coding region runs from base 328 to 2691 and encodes 787 amino acids.
GAGCGACCCAGAGAGCACAAGAUCGGAUUACAAGAUGGCGCCCAGUGGACGUUAGCGAGGAGGCCGCCGUAGUUGUUGUUGUCUUCCUGACAUUUUUUUUUAACUAUUCCGAACGAGGGCUCCCCUUUGACUUUUUCCGCCGCCGGGCAUGCUAAGGGAGCAGUAGACAUUUCUCCGACACGUUCAACUUUGGUUUCACGCUGCAUGUUUCAUAACAUGCGGCUGCAAACAAAGUUGUCAGGCUAGGGAGGAAAACAGCAGACGGCUAAAGGCGUCGUAGCUUGUUAGCAGUACAGCUAGCCAGCUAGCUCCCCGACUCUCUUCACAAUGUCGGACACUCGGCGGCGAGUGAAGGUUUAUACGCUGAACGAAGACCGGCAGUGGGACGAUCGGGGCACCGGGCACGUUUCGUCCACCUUUGUGGAGCGCCUCAAGGGGAUAUCUUUAUUGGUUCGUGCGGAAUCGGACGGAUCACUUUUGCUAGAGUCGAAGAUUAGCCCCAAUACUGCAUAUCAGAAACAACAGGACACGCUGAUCGUCUGGUCCGAGGCCGACAAUUAUGACCUGGCGUUGAGUUUCCAGGAGAAAGCGGGCUGCGAUGAGAUCUGGGAGAAGAUUUGCCAGGUGCAAGGGAAGGACCCCGCUCUGGACAUCACCCAGGACCCCAUUGACGAGUCAGAGGAGGAGCGUUUUGAGGAGAUCCCAGAGACGAGUCACCUCGUCGAGCUCCCCCCCUGCGAGCUGAGCCGCCUGGAGGAGAUAGCCGACCUGGUGACGUCGGUGCUGUCGUCGCCCAUCCGGAGGGAAAAACUGGCCUUGGCCCUCAUGAGCGAGGGCUACCUCAAGAAACUGCUGGGCCUCUUCAGAGUGUGCGAGGACCUGGACAACAGGGAAGGCCUCCAUCACCUCUACGAGAUCGUCCGGGGCGUGCUGUUCCUCAACAAAGCCGCCCUUUUCGAGGUGAUGUUCUCUGACGACUGCAUCAUGGACGUGGUGGGCUGCCUGGAGUAUGACCCGGCGCUGGUCCAGCCCAAGCGGCACCGGGAGUUCUUGACCAAGACCGCAAAGUUCAAGGAGGUGAUCCCCAUCACGGACUCUGAGCUACGGCAGAAGAUCCACCAGACCUACCGUGUGCAGUACAUCCAGGACAUCAUCCUUCCCACGCCGUCGGUUUUUGAGGAGAACUUCCUGUCCACGCUUAACUCCUUCAUCUUCUUCAACAAGGUGGAGAUCGUCAGUAUGUUGCAGGAGGAUGAGAAGUUCCUCACAGAGGUUUUUGCACAGCUCACAGAUGAAUCCACAGAGGAGAGUAAACGGCGAGAACUUGUGAACUUCGUCAAGGAGUUCUGUGCUUUUUCGCAAACACUGCAGCCUCAAAACAGGGACGCCUUCUUCAAAAUGUUGGCGAAUCUCGGCAUUUUGCCUGCGCUGGAAAUAGUCAUGGGAAUGGAUGACCUCCAGGUGAGGGCAGCAGCCACAGACAUCUUCUCCUACCUGGUGGAAUUCAGCCCGUCCAUGGUCAGAGAGUUUGUCAUGCAGGAGCCACAGCAGACUGAUGAUGACGUGCUCCUCAUCAACGUCGUGAUCAAGCAAAUGAUUUGCGACUCUGACCCCGAGUUAGGCGGCGCCGUCCAGCUGAUGGGGCUGCUCAGGACACUAAUCGACCCUGAGAACAUGCUGGCCUCCACCAAUAAAACGGAAAAGACGGAAUUCCUGAGUUUCUUCUACAAGUACUGCAUGCACGUUUUAACCGCCCCACUGCUGGCCAACACGGCUCAUGACAAAAACUCAAAGGAUUUACAAGAGGGAUCCACCAAGAUCAACCCUGUUUGUCCAGAUAAUUUUCAGACGGCUCAGCUGUUGGCGCUGAUCCUGGAGCUGCUGACCUUCUGUGUGGAGCAUCACACGUACCACAUCAAGACCUACAUCAUGAAUAAAGACCUGCUGAGGAGAGUGCUAGUGCUCAUGAACUCUAAGCACACCUUCCUUGCCCUUUGCGCCCUGCGUUUCAUGCGCAGGAUCAUCGGCCUGAAGGACGAGUACUACAACCGCUACAUCAUCAAAGGGAACCUGUUUGAGCCGGUCAUCAAUGCCCUGCUGGACAACGGCACGCGAUACAACCUCCUCAACUCGGCCAUCAUCGAGCUCUUUGAGUUCAUCAAAGUGGAGGACGUCAAGUCCCUCAUCGCUCACAUCGUGGACAACUUCUACAAAGCACUUGAAUCCAUCGAAUACGUGCAGACCUUCAAGGGCCUGAAGGAUCGAUACGAGCAGGAGAAAGACAGGCAGAGUCAGAAACUCACGAGAUUUCGCAGAGAUGCUCGGUCUUUGGACGAGGACGAAGAGUUGUGGUUGAAUGACGACGAAGACGACGAUGAAGCGGAGGCCGUGGAUAAGAGCCGAAUGGAGGACGACUACUCCGACGGCUACGGCAAGUACAUGGAGGCCAAAAAAGCAGGUGCCGCCAACGGAGCCAACAACGGCAAAGCUGCUGCUCUCCCGCCCACCUCACCAGCUGCCACAGCCAACAACAGCUCGACAUCCUCGGUCAAGACGGUCCCUCUGCCCGCCUCUCCUGUGGUGAAGACUACACUGGUUGGCUUGGUGGACUACCCUGACGAUGAGGAUGAAGAGGAAGAUGAUGAUGAGGAGGAGCAGUCUCCCAGAAAGCGUCCCCGCCUGAGCUGUUAAGGCUGAAUGUCCCCAGUGUCACGUAGGUCCUGCUGGGAUGGACGUCAUGGUCCCUCCUGUUCUCUAGCUGGAAGUGUCACUGGUCCCCGGAUCUGUUUGGACCACAUCAAGGCGGAUUUAAGACCACCUCGCUCCAUUCCUCCUCCCGAGGACCUUCACUAACCUUUAACUCACGGCUCGCCUCCUCCAUCGCUGUCGUUGGUCUUAACCACACUGUCCUCCUAGUUCUCCACGCCAACACCACCAGAGAGGCUGCAGCGGAAAUACAAGUGCCAAGGCCGUGUCCUGUCUCUGCUCUGUUGCUAUAGCAACAGAAGCCGAUGUGCUGCAGCAGUCCCAACAGGAACCACCCCAUCCCUCAUCCCCACCCCCCAUCCAGGCCUGAGCCGCUGAGCUCCACGAUGGAGGCAGCCAGUGGACACACCGUGCCACAGGCCAGUCAGGCUAGCAGGACUAGCCCUCGUAGUUGUUAGGACGCUUGACUGGCCGCUCCCUUUCAUUGGCUACCCUGGAUGAGGUCACGCAUGUCGAACUGUGAACCAGGAAGCAACCACAGGAGCAGGACUCACGCCACAAGACACGUCUCAGGCGACCAGGAAUCCCGUAUUUCACCACUUUGUUAAAGUAUUGUACAGAUGAUGUUUUUUUUCCCUUUUCCUUCUUUUUAAAUCAUUUGCCCGUUUCAUUUGGAAAGGGGGGACAGCAAUACUCACCCACCUGUGUCUUUUUUUGUUUUAAUUUGUAAUCAUCGCACAGCGGUGGUGUCACUGUUCUCCCUUUCAGUCCAGUUCCUUUGAUUUAAUGUAAGUUGCAAAUGCUGGUUUUAAAAAAAAAAAACAAACAAAACAUUAAAACUGCAGUAAAUUCACUUUUGCAGCCAACA